This is a messenger RNA of Eublepharis macularius, 4184 nucleotides long. Its product is annotated as zinc finger protein 721-like. The transcript is spliced from 5 exons. Lineage: Eukaryota; Metazoa; Chordata; Lepidosauria; Squamata; Eublepharidae. The coding region runs from base 83 to 4162 and encodes 1359 amino acids. Gene Ontology annotation, biological process: regulation of immune system process; regulation of cytokine production; negative regulation of transcription by RNA polymerase II. The record is from RefSeq and is a predicted model, not a curated record.
CUUUGAGGAGGUGGCCGUGUUCUUCACGGAGGAGGAAUGGGCUCUGCUGGAUCCGGGCCAAAGAAAACUCUACUGGGAGGUGAUGGAGGAAAAUUACCAGACCCUGGCCUCCCUUGUUGCAGAUAGAAGAGAGAUGGCAAGUCAGAAGGAACCAGGAAGGGUGAUUGUGGAAGGAAAGGAAAAUCUGCAUAUGGAAACAAAAUCUAGAGAUCAAUUGUCACCAGACAGACAAUGCAGAUGGAAAAUGGAAGCAGCGCAGAAGCAGAGGAAGGGAUUGGUUGCCUGUGAGAGCAGGAAGAUGCAGGAGGCCUCAACCGAAAAUGAAAUGCAGAUGAGAACGAGAAGGCAGAAGGGUAUCAUAAAUGAGAAAAACUUCAGCUGCAAAUUCAGUCUGAAAAAAUAUCAGAAUGUUACAACAUGCCUAAAAAGAUAUAAAUGUUUGGAGUGUGGAAAGAGAUUUUCUAAGAAUAGCAGACUAAUUGUGCAUCAAAGGAUUCACACUAGAGAAAAGCCAUAUACAUGCUUAGAGUGUGGAAAGAGCUUUUCUCGCAAUGAGCAGCUAACUGUACAUCAAAGGAUUCACACAGGGGAGAAGCCAUAUAAAUGCUUGGAGUGUGAAAAGAGCUUUUCUCGCAAGGACAGCCUAACUCUACAUCAAAGGAUUCACACAGGGGAAAAGCUAUAUAAAUGCUUGGAGUGUGGAAAGGCAUUUUCUCGCAAUGACUACUUAACUGUACAUCAAAGGAUUCAUACAGGGGAGAAGCCAUAUAAAUGCCUGGAGUGUAGAAAGAGCUUCUCUUGCAGUGGCACCCUAACUACACAUCAAAGGAUUCACACAGGAGAAAAGCCAUAUACAUGCUUAGAGUGUGGAAAGAGCUUUUCUCGCAGUGGCUACCUGACUGUGCAUAAAAGGAUUCACAGAGGAGAAAUGCCAUAUAAAUGCUUGGAGUGUGGAAAGAGUUUUUCUCAUAAUGGCAGCCUAAUUUUGCAUCGAAGGAGUCAUACAGGGGAAAAGCCAUAUAAAUGCUUGGAGUGUGGAAAGACCUUUUCUCGCAAUAGCAUCCUAACUGCACAUCAAAGGAUUCACACAGGGGAGAUGCCAUAUAAAUGCUUGGAGUGCGGAAAGAGCUUUUCUCACAGUGGCAUCCUAACUACACAUCGAAGGAUUCACACAGGAGAAAAAUCACAUAAAUGCUUGGAGUGUGGAAAGAGCUUUUCUCGCAAUGGCACCCUAAUUCUGCAUCAAAGGAUUCACACAGGAGAAAAGUCGUAUAAAUGCUUGGAGUGUGGAAAGAGCUUUUCUCGCAGUGGCUACCUGACUGUGCAUGAAAGGAUUCACACAGGAGAAAAGUCGUAUAAAUGCUUGGAGUGUGGAAAGACCUUUUCUCGCAAUGACCACCUAACUGUGCAUGAAAGGAUUCACACAAAGGAGAAGCCAUAUAAAUGCUUGGAGUGUGGAAAGAUCUUCUCUGGUGCUAGUAGCCUAACUAAACAUCAAAGAGUUCACACAAGAGAAAAGCCGUAUAAAUGCUUGGAGUGUGGAAAGGCCUUUUCUCGCAAUGACACCCUAAUUGCACAUAAAACAAUUCACACAGGAGAAAAGUCAUAUAAAUGCUUGGAGUGUGGAAAGAGCUUUUCUCAGAAUGUUCACCUAACUUCUAGUACCCUAACUAAACAUCAAAGAACUCACACAGGAGAAAAGCCAUAUAAAUGCUUGGAGUGUGGAAAGAGCUUCUCUGAGUCUAGUACCCUAACUAAACAUCAAAGAACUCACACAGGGGAGAAGCCAUAUAAAUGCUUGGAUUGUGGGAAGCGCUUUUCUCAAAUUGGCAUUCUAACAGUACAUCAAAGGAUUCACACAGGGCUGAAGCCAUAUAAAUGCUUGGAGUGUGGGAAGAGCUUUUCUCAGAAUAGUACCCUGACUAAACAUCAAAGAAUUCACACAAGGGAGAAGCCAUAUAAAUGCUUGGAGUGUGGAAAGAGAUUUUCUCAGAAUAGUACCCUGACUAAACAUCAAAGAAUUCACACAGGGGAGAAGCCAUAUAAAUGCUUAGAGUGUGGAAAGAGCUUCUCUGAGAAUAGUACCCUGAGUAAACAUCAAAGGAUUCACACAGGGGAGAAGCCAUAUAAAUGCUUGGAGUGUGGAAAGAGCUUUUCUCGGAACGGCCAGCUAACUGUGCAUCACAGGAUUCACACAGCGGAGAAGCGAUAUAAAUGCUCUGAGUGUGAAAAGAGUUUUUCUUGCAACAGCAACCUAAAAGAUCAUCAAAGGCUUCACACAGGGGAGAAACCAUAUAAAUGCUUGGAGUGUGGAAAGAGCUUCUCUGAGAAUAGUAAUCUGAGUAAACAUCAAAGAAUUCACACAGGGGAGAAGCCAUAUAAAUGCUUGGAGUGUGGAAAGAGCUUUUCUCGGAACGGCCAGCUAACUGUGCAUCACAGGAUUCACACAGCGGAGAAGCUAUAUAAAUGCUCUGAGUGUGAAAAGAGUUUUUCUUGCAACAGCAACCUAAAAGCACAUCAAAGGCUUCACACAGGGGAGAAACCAUAUAAAUGCUUGGAGUGUGGAAAGAGCUUCUCUGAGAAUAGUACCCUGACUAAACAUCAAAGAAUUCACACAGGGGAGAAGCCAUAUAAAUGCUUGGAGUGUGGAAAGAAUUUUUCUCAGAAUGGUCACCUAACAGCACAUCAAAGGCUUCACACAGGGGAGAAGCCAUAUAAAUGCUUGGUGUGUGGAAAGAAUUUUUCUCAGAAUGGUCACCUAACAGCACAUCAAAGGCUUCACACAGGGGAGAAGCCAUAUAAAUGCUUGGAGUGUGGAAAGAGCUUCUCCCAGAAGUGCUUGCUACAAGCACAUCAAAGUAUUCACACAGGAGAAAAGCCAUAUAAAUGCUUGGAGUGUGGAAAGAGCUUCUCACAGAAUGCCAAUCUAACUGUACAUAAAAGGAUUCACAGAGGGGAGAAGCCGUAUAAAUGCUUGGUGUGCGGAAAGAGCUUCUCUGCGUCUAGUACCCUAACUAAACAUCAAAGAAUUCACACAGGGGAGAAGCCAUAUAAAUGCUUGGAGUGUGGAAAGAGCUUCUCACAGAAUGCCAAUCUAACUGUACAUCAAAGGAUUCACAGAGGGGAGAAGCCAUAUAAAUGCUUGGAGUGUGGGAAGAGCUUUUCUCAAAUUGGCAGUCUAAGUGAACAUCAAAGGAUUCACACAGGGCAGAAGCCGUAUAAAUGUUUGGUGUGUGGAAAGAGCUUCUCUGUGUCUAGUACCCUAACUAAACAUCAAAGAAUUCACACAGGAGAGAAGCCAUAUAAAUGCCUGGAAUGUGGAAAGAGCUUUUCUGGGAAUGGCCAGCUAACUGUGCAUCAAAGGAUUCACACAAGUGAGAAGCCAUAUAGAUGUUUGCAGUGUGGAAAAAGCUUCUCUCAGAAUUACAGCCUAGUUGUGCAUCAAAGGAUUCACACAGGGGAGAAGCCAUACAAAUGUUUGGAGUGUGGAAAGAGUUUUUCUCGGAAUGGCAGCCUAAGUGUGCAUCAAAGGAUACACAGAGGGGAGAAGUUGUAUAAAUGCUUGGAGUGUGGAAAGAGUUUCUUUGCGAAUGGCCACCUAACUAAUCAUCAAAGGAUUCACACAGGGGAGAAGCUGUAUAAGUGUUCUGAGUGUGAAAAGAGCUUUUCUCGCAAAGGCAUCUUAAUUGUACAUCAAAGGAUUCACACAGGGGAGAAGCUGUAUAAGUGCAUUGAGUGUAAAAAGAGCUUUUCUCGCAAAGGCAUCUUAAUUGCACAUCAAAGGAUUCACACAGGGGAGAAGCCGUAUAAAUGCUUGGAGUGUGGGAAGAGCUUUGCUCAGAAUGGUCAGCUAACUGCGCAUCACAGGAUUCACACAGGGGAGAAGCUGUAUAAAUGCUGUGAGUGUGAAAAGAGCUUUUCUUGCAAUGGCAGCCUAACUGCACAUCAAAGGAUUCAUACAGGGGAGAAGCCGUAUAAAUGUUUGGAGUGUGGAAAAAGCUUUUCUCGGAAUGGCAGCCUAACUACACAUCACAGGAUUCACACAGGGGAGAAGCCAUAUAAAUGCAUGGAGUGUGGAAGUAGCUUCUCUCGGAAUUACCAACUAAAUGCUCAUCAAAGGCUUCACACAAGAGGGAAGCCAUAUGAUUGCUUGGAAAGUUGAAAGAGCUAAGCCUGUAGCUGGU